Suillus clintonianus is the source of this 2550-nucleotide messenger RNA. RefSeq names its product Sodium/hydrogen exchanger family-domain-containing protein. NCBI's taxonomy places the organism in Eukaryota, Fungi, Basidiomycota, Agaricomycetes, Boletales, Suillaceae. Gene Ontology annotation, molecular function: sodium:proton antiporter activity. The record is from RefSeq and is a predicted model, not a curated record. The transcript has 9 exons. Gene Ontology annotation, cellular component: plasma membrane. Bases 1 to 2550 code for a protein of 849 amino acids. Gene Ontology annotation, biological process: sodium ion export across plasma membrane; regulation of membrane potential; proton export across plasma membrane.
AUGCUAUUCCGGCCGCUUUCUUUAACCAUACCGCACAUUGCCUAUGCAUGUCUCGGAGGUUUUGUCGUCGUGUUUGGCAUGUUCUCUUUGUUCAUUCGAGAAAAGCUUUACAUUGGCGAGGCAUGCUGGGCAUUUCUCUUCGGCGUCAUCAUCGGUCCUUACGGUGCCGGCAUAUUUGAUCCUCGCAGCUGGGGCGACAAUACCACUGAGGAUACCGUGAAUGAAAUUACACUCGAGUUCACUCGCGUUGUCCUCGCAAUCGGAGUCUUCGCCAUUGGCGUCGAGCUUCCAAAAGCUUAUAUGAAGCGUCAUUGGAAAAGUUUAUUAUAUCUUCUAUUUCCUGUCAUGACAUGGGGUUGGUUUGUGUCGGCAGGCUUGAUUUAUGCUUUGAUACCUGACCUGACAUUCUUGUCAAGCCUUGCUGUCGCUGCAUGCUUGACACCAACUGACCCGAUUCUUGCUGCUGCAGUUGUUGGUGGCAAAUACGCCGACAAGCACGUCCCUGCUCAUCUUCGUCAUCUCCUCGCAGCGGAAAGCGGUUGCAACGAUGGAGCAGCGUAUCCCUUCUUGUACAUCGCAUUGUAUCUUAUAUUGGACUCCAGUACCGGCCGUGCCGUUGAAGAUUGGUUCCUUUUACUCUGGCUUUAUCAAGUCAUCCUGGGUGUGGCCGUGGGCGCCUUGAUAGGAUGGGGCUUCCGACACCUCAUGAAAUUCUGCCAGCGGAAUGACUUCGUCGACCGACAGUCUUACGUUGCACAGUACAUAUCCCUGGCCUUGCUUACCAUCGGUAUCAUGACAAUCCUAGGUUCUGAUGACCUCCUGGCAGCAUUUUCUUGCGGAACAGCAUUUGCUUGGGACGGUUUCUUCAACCGCCAGACCGAGGAAUCGGUGUUCAGUUCCGUCAUCGACUUAUUAUUCAACGUCGCUGCCUUCGUUUAUGUCGGCGCCUGGAUGCCGUUUGACAGUUUCAGCAACGAGACCCUCUCCCUUAGCGUGUGGAGACUCGUCGUUAUUGCCGUUUUAGUGUUGAUGUUAAAAAGGUUGCCAAUCAUGAUUGGGCUCUAUAAAUUCAUACCCGACGUAAAAACUUUCCGGGAAGCCAUUUUCAGUGGUCAUUUCGGCCCCAUAGGCAUCGGCGCAAUAUAUAUUUCCACAUUAGCAGCCCAGACGUUACCGAAACCUAACAACCCUCCAGCCAACCAGACUGAAUUCUUGGCACUCACCAUCCAGCCUAUCGUUGCAUUCAUGGUACUCUGCAGUGUCGCUAUUCACGGUCUGUCGAUCCCAUUCUCACUCCUAGGCCGCCGCGUGCAUUCUGUUGGGUCUCGUACGUGGUCCCGCCACGCCACACCCGCCGUACCUGACUGGGCAACACACACGCGUCACGUCACGCGUGCGGAAGACGUCAUCAUAAAUCGUGACCCUGCUGGACUCGAGCGUGGCGAGGGCGGACUGACGGAAGAGGAGAAGUCUGCACUAGAGAGCAAGCGCGCAAGCACGAUCACUGCGUCGCCACUGUCGCCCGAUGAGAUAGAAGAGAUUGGUGAGGCGAGCAGUGCGGAGACGCGGGCGGAAGCUGUGUUGGAAAAGGCCGAGGAAGAUACGAAGGAGGAGACCCCACCUGAUGGAAGGGAUACGACUGCGGAGUGGAGGGAAGGCCCGCAUAAGAUUAUUGAACGACGAGGUGGUCCUGGUGAAGAGGUUGACGUUGAGGUCAUUUAUAACGCAUUCAAGCCAUCGGAACGAGGCGUGCACUCCCGGUUCUCUGCAAGAGAAGGCGGCGCCCUACAAGCAGGUCGCGCGUAUCUUCGCAGGUUACAUCAUGCACCUGAAGAAAUUCAUAGGGGAGCUGAACAUGUCGAAGAAAAUGUUAAGCAUGAUAUACAUGCUUUAGAAUUAAAAGCCCAAGAAGUUUUGCAUGCUGGUGGCUCAAGCGAUGAAAACACGGGCGCAAGUCCCGAAGGUGAUGAAGACGAAGAGGGAUGGGCGUCGGACAAAAGUGGAGAUGGCGAAGGGCCUGUGUACUCGUUUGGGGAGCUGCCUGGCGAUCAUAGGAAGCGACCAAGAUCAUGGAAAACGAAAAGCGGAACUCAUCCUGCGGCUGCCAGAAGUUCGAGGAGCCAUCGACGAAGACAAUCAACGGGAGAUAGCGUGACGUUCUCGAGCCAUGCUAGGCAGCUUCUGGAGCAGGACCCACCGUCCGCCUUAACAGCUGAGCCGAGUGAGAUCGUGCCGUUGGAGGAUGAGGAUCAGCGUGGGAGGAGUCAUGCGCCUCACCGCCAGGGCUCUGGGCACACUUACCGUCGCUCCAUCCAGCAUCGACGGUUGGAGUCUCUGAAGACCAGCGAACAUAACUCGCGGGAUGUCUCGCCUGCUCGAUCGGUCCGGUUCGUCGACGAAGAGCCUCGGAGUAGUACCCCUACUCCUAAGACGACGCUUGACCAGACGCCCCAGGGCAGUUCCAGUGAACCGUCUACCACUGACGACUCGGAGUCAAGAGGGAAGGUCACAUUCGGCCUCACUCACGUAAGACGCGGGUCUGAAGACUAA